Molecule: messenger RNA, 821 nt
Organism: Botrytis deweyae
Lineage: Eukaryota; Fungi; Ascomycota; Leotiomycetes; Helotiales; Sclerotiniaceae
Exons: 4
Coding region: 332-667 (111 amino acids)
Biological process (GO): mitochondrial respiratory chain complex III assembly
Source: RefSeq, a predicted model, not a curated record
GGGCUAAAAGGAUGCUUAGCUAAGCAGACCAAAGUCUUUCACCAAGACAUCUUUACUGAUAUGCUUGAACGGAAUUCUUGCGCUGUAUUGAAAUCACGCUGCAUCACUUUCCUUGCGAUUCUUAACAGAGAUUCCAGUCUUUUCAUCCUCCUCACAGUGUUUGAAUUUGGUCUUCCAUUCUCAUAGAAGAUAAUUCUUAUUGAGACCAAUCUUUUGAGUCUCCCGCUAGUAUUUGAUCAACCUCAGUUCUCUCCUCGCUCUCGUUUGUAGCCGUAGGCUCUGCUUAACGAACUUCCGCCAAAGCUUUUAAGUUUUACAGACAUCAAAAGCCAUGGCUUUAGCAGCCUACAGACAUCUUCUCCGUGCGACUCGAGUCGCAUUCAAUGAAGAUAUCGCGGUUCUCACUUCCGCGCGCAAACAAGCCCGUAGCACUUUCCUCGCCAACCGAUCUCUCGCUCCCGAAUCACCAGAAUCUAUAGCUGCCAUUGCGCAUGCAGAAGAUGUUGCGCAAUUCUUGAGGCGAAAUGUGGUGCAGGGACAGAAAGCAGAGGGGGAUGAAAAGUAUAAGUUAAACAUUCACGAAGAUACAGAACGGGGAGAUAAUGAUACGAUCAAGAUGCCGAAUGGCAAGAACGUUACUAUUGACGGGAAGACGUGCAAGGACUAGGUUAUCUGAGGUUACAUUGGUUUCUGAAGACAAUGAGAGUUGGGGACAGAAAAGUGGAUAUGUAAAUAUAGGACAUCGAGACCGGUAUUGAGAGGGUCAAAAGGGUGACAUGCAUAGCGAGGACGUUUUACAGACAGAUUGACACAAAGCAAAA